Messenger RNA from Anolis sagrei ordinatus, 1785 nucleotides. The record is from RefSeq and is a predicted model, not a curated record. Lineage: Eukaryota; Metazoa; Chordata; Lepidosauria; Squamata; Anolidae.
GAAGCUGUGGAGGGCUUCUGGGAUUUCAGGGGAGAUGCUUUGAACCCUGUGGCAAGGAAGACGCCAAGGGCAGGAUGGGUCUACGUGGGAGCAAAAACAACAAAACCAUCGUGCAGCAGAGGAACAAUUCAAUAUAUAAGCUGAGACAUAAAAAGAAGGUGCCACCGCCUGCACCACCGAGCAAACCCAACACAUCUUCUGCUCCUGCUGACCAGGCUUCGAGCAAUGGCAAACACUGUGUAAUUGCGCAGCAUGAGUUUGUGCCAACAAGUGAGCGGGAUCUGCCGUUGGCACUAGGUGAAAUAUUUGAAGUCCUUUGCAGUAAUGGGGACUGGUGGCUAGCAAAAUCACUUACCACCAAGAAGAUAGGCUACAUUCCUAGUAAUUUUGUGGCCCGGGUCAACAGCCUAGAAGAAGAGAAGUGGUUUUUUAAAGGCCUCAGCCGAAAAGAAGCCGAACGCUUCUUGAUGGCGCCGCGCAAUGCAAUGGGUUCAUUUUUGAUCAGGGAAAGUGAAACGACUCCAGAUGCCUUUUCCCUUUCCAUUAGAGACAGCGCUUCUCAAGGGGAUGCCAUCAAGCAUUACAAGAUUCGGAAGAUGGACAACGGCGGCUAUUACAUUUGCCCCCAGACCAUAUUCUUUUCACUCCCGGAGCUUGUCAAGCAUUAUUCUGUUCAGCAAGGUGGUUUAUGCCAGAGACUCAGAGAACCCUGCAUCUCUCUGACUCCACAAAGCCCUUGGGCCACGGAUGAAUGGGAGAUCCCUCGGUCAACCCUGAAGCUGAUCAAGAAGUUGGGAUCUGGCCAGUUUGGAGAGGUGUGGAUGGGAUAUUACAAGAAUAAUGUGAAGGUGGCCAUCAAGACGCUGAAAGAAGGCAGCAUGUCUCCUGAUGCCUUCUUGGCCGAGGCCAACUUGAUGAAGCGGCUUCGGCACAGCAAGCUGGUCCGACUGCAUGCAGUGGUUACCGAACAGCCCAUUUAUAUCAUCACAGAAUACAUGGCCAACGGGAGUUUAUUGGAUUACUUGCAAACUGAAGAAGGAAAGAAACUGAAUCUUCCCAGACUUAUUGAUAUGGCUGCUCAGGUUGCAGAAGGGAUGGCGUACAUUGAGAGAAUGAACUCCAUCCACAGAGACCUCAGGGCUGCCAACAUUUUGGUCUCGGAGACGCUUUGCUGCAAAGUCGCAGACUUCGGCCUGGCUAGGAUCAUAGAGGAUGAAUACUUUGCACAAGAAGGUACCAAAUUUCCUAUCAAGUGGACAGCUCCGGAAGCCAUUAACUAUGGGGUUUUCACCAUCAAAUCUGACGUCUGGUCUUUCGGGGUUCUUCUAACAGAAAUCAUCACUUAUGGAAGGUGUCCAUAUGCAGCAAUGACCAAUCCUGAGGUUAUCCAAAAGCUAGAACAGGGCUAUCGGAUGCCAUGCCCGGACUCUUGUCCACCUGAACUCUAUGCCAUGAUGCUGAAAUGCUGGAAAGAUAAGGCAGAAGAACGGCCCACCUUUGAGUACCUUCAGUCUACCCUCGAAGACUUUUACACGUCCACAGAAAUGCAGUACCAACCAGAGCCUGUGGUUUCUUGACUGUUGAUUGGUGGAGGAAAGGCGAGAUCCUGAAAAAGAAAAUCAGAGAACACUAGUGGGAGGGACGCAUGAGGUUUAUUAGGAAUUGGACAUUGCUGGGUCUUUGGGCAACUCUUUCUUUUUCAAUGUUAUCUCAGUGUCGCUCUCCUUUAUGUCCCUCCAUUCAGAAGUAUGUGAACCGAGCUGGUCCCUGGAGUCACAAAACAAG